GGCUCGCGUCGCGACCCGGGGGACCAGAGCGAAUUGCCCGCGUCCCCUUGGUCCGCGCUCCUCCUCGGCCCACGCGCGCCCUCCACGAGCUUUCUCCGUGGGAACCCGGGCGCCGGCGCCUCUGCUGUGCCCUCCCAGGGGCCGGGGCAGGUGGCAUCUCCUCGGGGCCAGUUUGUCCCCAGGCCAUCAGCGAUCGAAAGCGAAAGGAACUGCGUUCUGUGUGCUCGAGUAGCUGGAUCAAAGAAGACUGGAAACAUGUCGGAGUUUUGGUUAAUUUCUGCCCCAGGAGAUAAGGAAAAUUUACAAGCCCUGGAGAGGAUGAACAGAGUAACCUCCAAGUCUAACCUGUCUUAUAACACCAAAUUCACAAUUCCUGACUUCAAGGUGGGGACCUUGGAUUCCCUUGUCGGCCUCUCUGAUGAGCUGGCGAAGCUUGAUAUCUUUGCUGAAAGUCUCAUAAGGAGAAUGGCCCAGAGCGUGGUGGAAGUGAUGGAAGAUGCCAAGGGAAAGGUCCAGGAGAACCUUCUGGCCAAUGGAGGUUUGAAAGAAAAAAUGAAGUAUUUAAAGAUUGACCUCAUGUCCUUUGUGACCCACUUCGAAUGGGACAUGGCCAAGUAUCCUGCGAAGCAGCCGCUGGUGAGCGUGGUGGACACUCUGGCAAAGCAACUGGCACAGAUCGAGACAGACCUAAAGUCCCGAACAGCUGCCUACAACACUCUGAAGACAAACCUAGAGAAUCUGGAGAAGAAAUCCAUGGGAAACCUCUUCACUCGGACCCUGAGCGACAUUGUGAGCAAGGAAGACUUCGUGCUGGAUUCCGAGUACCUGAUCACACUGCUGGUCAUUGUCCCCAAGCCAAGUUACGUACAAUGGCAAAAAACCUAUGAAUCCCUCUCAGACAUGGUGGUCCCACGGUCAACCAAGUUGAUCGCUGAGGACAAGGAAGGCGGCCUCUUCACCGUGACUCUGUUUCGAAAAGUGAUCGAUGAUUUCAAAACCAAAGCCAAAGAGAAUAAGUUCACGGUACGAGAAUUUUACUAUGAUGAAAAAGAAAUCAAAAGGGAAAGGGAAGAGAUGACCCGAUUGCUGUCGGAUAAGAAGCAACAAUAUCAAACUUCCUGUGUUGCUCUUAAAAAGGGAUCAUCCACCUUCCCGGACCACAAGGUUAAGGUAACCCCGCUAGGGAACCCCGAUAGGCCUGCUGCGGGGCAGAGCGACAGAGAGAGAGAGAGUGAGGGCGAGGGUGAGGGCCCGCUGCUGCGAUGGCUCAAGGUCAACUUCAGUGAAGCCUUUAUUGCCUGGAUCCACAUCAAGGCGCUGAGAGUGUUUGUGGAAUCUGUGCUCAGGUAUGGACUGCCAGUGAACUUCCAGGCGGUUCUCCUGAGGCCUCAUAAGAAGUCGUGCACCAAACGUUUACGAGAGGUUCUGAACUCCGUCUUUAGGCAUCUGGAUGAAGUUGCAGCUGCAAGUAUAUUGGAUGCAUCCGUGGAGAUCCCUGGACUCCAACUCAGCAACCAAGACUACUUUCCUUACGUCUACUUCCACAUCGACCUUAGUCUUCUCGACUAGAAAGAUGGGCUGGUACCGCUAAACUUGAGUAUUCGUGCGAACCACUACAGACGCUGCUUUCCUCUAGCCCAAGAACAAUUUAAGUAUC
This is a messenger RNA of Budorcas taxicolor (takin), 1657 nucleotides long. RefSeq names its product ATPase H+ transporting V1 subunit C2 (gene ATP6V1C2). Gene Ontology annotation, cellular component: lysosomal membrane; vacuolar proton-transporting V-type ATPase, V1 domain. The transcript has 15 exons. Gene Ontology annotation, biological process: proton transmembrane transport. Gene Ontology annotation, molecular function: proton-transporting ATPase activity, rotational mechanism. Lineage: Eukaryota; Metazoa; Chordata; Mammalia; Artiodactyla; Bovidae. Bases 256 to 1569 code for a protein of 437 amino acids. The record is from RefSeq and is a predicted model, not a curated record.